CGGGCUCGGGGCAGCUGCGCCGAGCGGGAGAGCCGCACAGUCAGAGCCCAGCGGGGCCUGCAGGAACCUCUCGCCGCCAUGCCCGCCGACGGGGAGAUGCUGAGCGCCGCCGCCGCCCGCCCGGAGCCCGGCGAGCAGCAGUACCUGCAGCAGGUGCGGCACAUCCUGCAGCACGGCCACCGGCGGGACGAUCGCACCGGCACCGGCACCAUCUCCGUGUUCGGCAUGCAGGCGCGCUACAGCCUCCGAGAUCAGUUUCCACUGCUCACAACGAAGAGAGUGUUCUGGAAGGGAGUGCUGGAGGAGCUGCUGUGGUUCAUCAAGGGUUCUACAAAUGCCAAAGAGCUCUCUGCAAGAGGUGUGAAGAUUUGGGAUGCUAAUGGGUCACGUGAGUUCCUGGAUAAGCAGGGUUUCAGCACCAGAGAGGAAGGUGAUUUAGGACCAGUGUAUGGUUUCCAGUGGAGGCAUUUUGGAGCAGAAUACAAAGAUAUGCACACAGAUUACUCCAACCAAGGAGUUGAUCAGUUGCAAAAAGUGAUUGAAACGAUCAAAACCAAUCCAGAUGACAGAAGAAUUAUUAUGUGUGCUUGGAAUCCUAAAGAUAUUUCCCUGAUGGCUUUGCCUCCGUGCCAUGCCCUUUGCCAGUUCUAUGUUCUAAAUGGUGAAUUGUCUUGCCAACUCUAUCAGAGGUCUGGAGACAUGGGACUAGGAGUGCCUUUCAAUAUUGCCAGCUAUUCUCUGCUCACGUACAUGAUUGCCCAUGUCACAGGGCUGAAGCCUGGAGAGUUCAUACACACCUUAGGGGAUGCUCACGUAUAUCUGAACCAUGUGGAGCCUCUAAAAAUUCAACUUCAGAGGGAGCCAAGACCUUUCCCUAGACUCAGAAUUCUUCGUGACAUUAAAGACAUCAGUGACUUUAAGGCAGAAGAUUUUCAGAUUGAAGGUUAUAAUCCUCAUCCACCUAUUAAAAUGGAGAUGGCAGUCUAAUGCUAUAAACCAACGUUAAAUAUUAAUGUGGAAAYGCACCUAAGCUACUUAGUUUCUCUAAUGUGGUGAGGGUUUUACAUAUUUCAAAAGAUAUCUGCUUUAUUCAUAUGACGAAUAAAAGUUCAAAAGGAAUAGGUACUUGCAGACCAGAACUGCCUUUAGUCGUACAGGAYAGCUGAUUAUUCCUGAUGUCCUAUGCAGAUGUUAACACAGUUUUAAGUUGUUAGUGAGCUGCUUUUCUACUUGUUGUUUCAGUUACCAGUGGCCAUUUCUAAAGAGUGUAUGUUUAAUAAAGCUUUUUUUAAAAAACCUUCUGGAGGGGAUGAUGCUUAUUUAAUUUUGGUGUGGUUUGUUACAGUUAGUAUUAAAAAAGAGUUGGAAAGCAAAGUGUCWUGGAGGGUAAGAUCUGGCAAGGAAAAACAAACUCAAACUUGCCAUGAUCUUCACAGAUGAACAAUCAGGAAGAAAAAAAUAUUUUAUUGUAACAUUGCUGCGUAUUGUCUCUGUAGCAGCAAUUUUUUUAAUUCCC
Molecule: messenger RNA, 1516 nt
Organism: Malurus melanocephalus (red-backed fairy wren)
Lineage: Eukaryota; Metazoa; Chordata; Aves; Passeriformes; Maluridae
Gene: TYMS
Product: thymidylate synthetase
Exons: 7
Coding region: 79-987 (302 amino acids)
Biological process (GO): dTMP biosynthetic process
Cellular component (GO): mitochondrion; cytosol
Molecular function (GO): thymidylate synthase activity
Source: RefSeq, a predicted model, not a curated record